AUGGAGGAAGAUCCAGAUCAGCAGCCAUCCACCAAAAAGAUCAAAUUGAACGAUGGUAGCUCUGCGACUCCGUCUACUAUACGCGUAGACGACAAUGAAAAGAAACCAACAUUGCCACCAACCAGUAAAAAUGCAGCUUCAGACUCUCUAUUAACUGAGUCUCAAGUGGGAAUUACAGCAUGGAUGAACCCUGAUAUGCCUGGAUUUAAAGGAAUUCUCAAGCAUCGAUACACCGAUUUCUUGGUUAACGAAAUCGAUAUGGAUGGUCGUGUGAUGCAUCUCACGAGUUUGAAGGCCCCAUCUUCGGUGUCUGAGAAGGAUCAAGAUGAGCCUGCUAAAGCUGCCCGAGACGAUGGCAAGCUUCUGGAAGACCUUGGGGCUCUGGUUUCUGCACAGGACGUUGAACUGGUGAAAACCAUGCUUCAAGCUGGAAAGGGUGUUAGUGAAGGAGUCACGCUACAGCCCGAGUCAGAUAAAGCCAAGCGUACAAAGAUCCAUCGAGUAUUUAGUACAUAUUUGAGUGGAAUAGUUAGUACCAACACUGUAGGUGUUGAUGAAAUUCGUGUUGAGUGGGGUACUUCAAAUCGUGACAAUCGAGGACGUGGAUCAAGCAACAAACGGAAGAAGUUAUCCUGGGAUGAACUUGGAGGCAGUUUCUGUCAUUUCCUCAUGUUCAAGGAGAACAGAGAGACUGUGCAGGCAUUGGAGUCGAUUUCGAAGAUGGCCAAGAUUCAAUCAAAGAAGAUGACAUUCGCUGGUACAAAGGACAAGCGAGGCAUCACUGUUCAACGUGUCGCUGCUCAGUUUGUCAAUGCAGAGACUUUGGCAGGCCUCAACAAGACUUUGAGAGGCAUUCAAUUGGGUGAUUUUCAGCACAAGCAGCACGGUCUGAAGCUCGGUAGUUUACAAGGCAAUCAGUUUGAACUUGUGUUGAGAGAGGCUUCAGGAACACGAGAAGACAUAGAAAAAACAUUGAAUGCAUUGAAAGCAAGUGGUUUUAUCAACUAUUAUGGAAUGCAGCGAUUUGGGACACAGUCGGUGUCCACUCAUUCCAUUGGUGUCAAGCUUCUGAAGAGUGAUUGGCAGGGUGCCGUUGAUUUGGUUUUGAUGCCUAGAGAGAGUGAUUCUCCGGACAUACUGAAGGCUCGACAAACCUGGAAGGAUACUCAAAGUCCUAGAGAAGCAUUGAAACUGUUUCCGAAAUGGAAUACUGCUGAACGAGCAAUUUUGGAAGCUUUUAAUUCUAGGAAGUCGAAUAAGGAUUGUGCUGGUGCUAUGGCCAAUAUUCCAAGACAUCUACGUCAAAUGUAUGUACAUGCGUACCAAUCAUAUGUUUGGAAUCGUGUUGUAUCUGCUCGAAUCCAGAAAUUAGGUCGAGCGGUCGUACUUGGAGAUCUGGUAUCGGUGCCGUCAUCCACCACCACAUCCACAUCAGCAGAUGGCAUCAUACUUCCCGCAACGAGUACAACAGAGGAAGAAACCGACAUUCAAGUGAUACCUGAAGACGAAGUAUUCGAACCAACAGCACGUCCAGACACUAUAAAAACAAUAAAUACCGAAGUAGAAGCAUCACAAUACCAAAUUACGGAUAUAGUGAUUCCACAACCUGGAUAUGAUGUUAAAUAUCCACCGAAUAUGCUUGAUACGUACAAGGAGAUUAUGAAUGAGGACGGACUUGAUCCAUUGAAUAUGAAGAGGUCGAUUUAUGAUUAUUCGUUGCCUGGAUCAUAUAGGAAGAUGGUUGGUGCUGUUAAAGAUUUCGAGUGGCGAAUUGUACAGUAUAGUCAUGCAGAUGCAAGCCUUACGCUGACGGAUCUCGAUAGACUGAAGGGUCUCAAAGACCUGAAGAUUGAAUCUGGUGACAAAAUGGCCGUCAUUCUCAAGUUCUGUUUGGACUCGUCUACAUAUGCUACAAUGGCACUUCGGGAGGUCUUAAAGACAAGUACUACACCCUCAUUUCAAGCUGGUUUGUCUUCAGCAUAG
Messenger RNA from Synchytrium microbalum, 1983 nucleotides. RefSeq lists its product as uncharacterized. The record is from RefSeq and is a predicted model, not a curated record. NCBI's taxonomy places the organism in Eukaryota, Fungi, Chytridiomycota, Chytridiomycetes, Synchytriales, Synchytriaceae. Gene Ontology annotation, cellular component: nucleus. Gene Ontology annotation, molecular function: RNA binding; pseudouridine synthase activity. Gene Ontology annotation, biological process: pseudouridine synthesis. Bases 1 to 1983 code for a protein of 660 amino acids. The transcript has 12 exons.